AACAAAUUCUUAUCAAAAGAAAAAUGGCUUUCAAAAUCAAUUCUUUCCUUCUUAUGGCUCUUUCAAUAGUAGUCAUUGCUUCCAUCUUUUGCCAUGUUUCUGCCGCAAAUGCCGGUCGAAAGUUACUGGAUUCAUCCGAUCUUGUAUCGAAUACUCCAGCUCCUUCCUCGUUACUUGGUAAUUGGCAGCCAAUAACAGAUGCAAAGGACCCUAAAGUGGUAUUAAUUGGUGAAUUUGCAGUAAAUACAUACAACGAAAUAUCAAAUAGUUUUCCUUUGACAUUUGAGAGUGUGUUAGGUGGGCAAUUUCAAGUUGUUAAUGGCAUUACCUAUAAACUGGUUAUAUCUGCAAGACAAAAUGUCACAGUCACAACUACUAGCUAUUUGGCUGUUGUCAACGAUCAUUCCGGUGACAAUGUUAAAACACUCAUUUCCUUCGGAAAGUUUGCUUAAAUUAAAUGUAUAAGCAUUUACAUCGUAUUAUUUAAUAAAAGCAUAUGUAUGAAUUAAAAUCUCAAA
Molecule: messenger RNA, 518 nt
Organism: Nicotiana tabacum (common tobacco)
Lineage: Eukaryota; Viridiplantae; Streptophyta; Magnoliopsida; Solanales; Solanaceae
Source: RefSeq, a predicted model, not a curated record